This is a messenger RNA of Odontomachus brunneus, 1648 nucleotides long. RefSeq lists its product as uncharacterized. The record is from RefSeq and is a predicted model, not a curated record. Gene Ontology annotation, cellular component: respiratory chain complex IV; mitochondrion. The transcript is spliced from 2 exons. Bases 213 to 608 code for a protein of 131 amino acids. NCBI's taxonomy places the organism in Eukaryota, Metazoa, Arthropoda, Insecta, Hymenoptera, Formicidae.
CAGUGCAACUGAAAAGAACAGACUGCUGUUUAUGUUGUCAUUCAGCUAAUGAUCCUAACCGGAAGCGUAUCCCAAAGAUGGCGCAGCCAAUCAAAACGUUGACAUAUGGUGUCCGAUCUCUUAUUAUAGGAUCUCUACGUGAAAAUCGGUGCCGGCCAAAACGUAUGGCAUGGUCGUUCUCAGGUUUCUCUCUGUCGUAAUAUUUAAAAAAAAUGGAGGAAGAGGUGAAUGAUAAAACUCCCGAAGAACAACUCCAGAAAACAGCCGGGAAAAAGAUAACCAUCGAGGUGGACGAAGACGAUCCAUGUCUCCGGAAAUACAAACAGCAAGAGCAGGCAACAUUAUUGGGCAAACAUCUCGGUUAUGAUCCAAGAUUUCAACAGCAGAAUCAGACACAGAGAUGUUUCGUCAUGUACACAGAUUUUUAUCGUUGUGAGCAUAUAUUAGGUGAAGGUACCGGAGCGUGCGCGUGGUUCAAGGAGGUCUUUAAAUCUAUCUGCCCAAAUGCCUGGAUAGAAAAUUGGGACGAACUCCGACUUUCCGGACGAUUAGCCUGGCACAAAUAUAAGACUCAGGGUGCUUUUCCCGGCAGCAAAUAUGGUGAAUGAUGAUCGCUUGGAAAAUUUUGUAACAUCACUGACUAAAAUUCUUUAGUUUUGACUCCAUAGAAUAAUCAGACAAUUACCUUACGGUUCUAUUAUUUAUGUACACAAGUAUUAUAUUAUCUAUUAUAUCUUGACUUUUUCUCUCUAUAAGAUUUGUGAUCAAGUAAUAAUAAUGAAGUAACGAUAAUAGAGUAUUAGUAAUAUAUAGUCACAGAGGAAAUAUAUGUGUAUAAAAAUAUCACAUGACCAAAGUAUAUCGGUAUUGUUGUAAGGUGGAAGGGAAGAAGGGAUUUUACAAUAAAAUUAACACAAACCAGUUAAGGAAAAAAUAUUCAAUUUUAUUUUACAGAAAUAAGAUAUUUACUAGCAUGAGGUAACUUAAAAACGAAGAAAGAUUAACUGAUGCAAUUAUUCAUCAGCGUUGAGCUAUUCACAGUUGCUGGACCAUCUCUUCUUUCGAGUCUUAAUUCUUCCUUGGUCUAAGUGAUCAACUAACUCUUCUUCUAUCUUUACAGCAACCACACUGAUUGCUUGCAGUUUGUGACACUUUUUUCUCCUCUUACAAUCGUAAAAAUAGACACUCGUAGGUAUUUGCUUUGAACUUUCGAUAGAAUUGCGGGUGCCCCUCUUAAGCCUCCGUAUCGACACGACGUUUUAUGUUUAAAAGAAAAGAAAAGGAAAUCCCGUUUCACGCGCAGAACUUUACAAAACAAAACUGUGAUAUCGGGAUUGUGCACAAAAGCACCUGCCAUGGAGUAGACAACUUACCAUCUUCAGGUGUUGCUUCUGUCUGCACAACACGUGAUCCUGUCUGUAUUGACGUAUCAACUUCUACGAUGACAAAGUGAUGAUGAUCACCUGCAAGUUGAGAAACAAAGGCAUUUGCUUGAAGGAGACUGUUACAGCUAAUUGCUAUUAUGUGUGUAAAUAUUAACAAUAAUCAGAGUGGCGAAGAGAUCUAUGUUGAAACAAAAUUUUACGUGAUUACCCUCGACAUUAUAUAUAUAUAUAUAUAUAUAUAUAUAUAUAUAUAUAUAUAUAUA